AUGGCCGACACACACGAGGUGGACCUAGACUCUGUCAUCGAUCGACUGCUAGAAGUCCGAGGUAGCAGACCGGGGAAACAAGUCCAGCUGCUGGAAGCUGAGAUUCGCUAUCUAUGUACAAAGGCUCGGGAGAUCUUCAUCUCCCAGCCCAUAUUGCUCGAGCUGGAAGCUCCCAUCAAGAUCUGUGGCGAUAUCCAUGGCCAGUACUACGAUCUCCUCAGACUCUUUGAGUACGGCGGCUUUCCUCCUGAAGCAAACUACCUGUUUCUCGGCGACUACGUAGAUCGAGGCAAACAAUCUCUCGAAACCAUCUGCCUUCUGUUGGCAUACAAGAUCAAAUACCCAGAGAAUUUCUUCAUUCUUCGAGGAAACCACGAAUGUGCCUCCAUCAACCGAAUCUACGGCUUCUACGAUGAGUGCAAGCGACGAUAUAAUAUCAAGUUGUGGAAGACCUUCACCGAUUGCUUCAAUUGCUUGCCAAUUGCCGCCAUCAUUGAUGAGAAGAUCUUCACCAUGCACGGAGGUUUGAGCCCUGAUCUGAACUCGAUGGAACAGAUUCGCCGCGUCAUGCGUCCCACAGAUAUUCCUGAUUGCGGUCUCCUCUGCGACUUGUUGUGGUCCGACCCUGACAAAGACAUCACUGGUUGGAGUGAGAAUGAUCGUGGUGUCUCAUUCACCUUUGGACCAGACGUGGUCUCUCGAUUCCUUCAGAAACACGACAUGGACUUGAUUUGCCGUGCUCAUCAAGUGGUGGAAGAUGGUUACGAAUUCUUCUCCAAACGACAACUCGUCACCCUGUUUAGUGCACCGAAUUACUGUGGCGAGUUCGACAACGCUGGUGCAAUGAUGAGCGUGGACGAGAGCUUGUUGUGCUCAUUCCAGAUUCUUAAGCCAGCUGAGAAGAAACAAAAGUACGUUUACAGCUCAAAGAGCUCGAGCACUCCGCCUCGCAAAUCCAAAAAUUAG
Exophiala bonariae is the source of this 966-nucleotide messenger RNA. RefSeq lists its product as uncharacterized. The record is from RefSeq and is a predicted model, not a curated record. The transcript is spliced from 4 exons. Lineage: Eukaryota; Fungi; Ascomycota; Eurotiomycetes; Chaetothyriales; Herpotrichiellaceae. Gene Ontology annotation, cellular component: cytoplasm; nucleus. Gene Ontology annotation, molecular function: protein serine/threonine phosphatase activity. Bases 1 to 966 code for a protein of 321 amino acids. Gene Ontology annotation, biological process: regulation of mitotic cell cycle; chromosome segregation.